AUGCCUCACGGGGUGGAGGAGAGGCCGGCCAUAGGGAAAAGCAGCAUCUUCAUGGAUGAGAUCCUGACGGCUGAAGAUGGUCCGCAUGGGAGGAGCUUCGAAGUUGUCAAGGGGCGCCACGAGGAGUGGAGGAUCAAGGUCAUGGGUUGCCAGCUUCAAAUUUUGGGUCUUUGCAAGGAGUUGAAGGCUGAGGUCAUGGUUGCCGGCUUCAAUUUUUUGCUAAGCAAUUCCUCAAGAGUCUUGCCAAGAUCUGAGGAUGAAGGGAAGAAUAAGAAUUUAACUAAACAGUUGAAGAAGAUCAAGGACCUACUAUGA
This is a messenger RNA of Triticum turgidum subsp. durum (durum wheat), 315 nucleotides long. The record is from the annotation of a GenBank genome assembly. Lineage: Eukaryota; Viridiplantae; Streptophyta; Magnoliopsida; Poales; Poaceae.